Molecule: messenger RNA, 6510 nt
Organism: Stylonychia lemnae
Lineage: Eukaryota; Ciliophora; Spirotrichea; Sporadotrichida; Oxytrichidae
Source: the annotation of a GenBank genome assembly
AUGUACACUUCCAUGUUCAAAUUGUGUCGAUUCUGCUUCAAAGUGCACAGCUUGCGCAUACGAACAUCACUUUCUUGUCCUAAUUCUCCAGGUUCAUGCCUUAAUACGACAGCUGUGCUUGCUUGCAGAAACCCAUAGAUGCCUAUUCUUAAUUUAGAUACUCUUACUUGCCAAGCUAAUUGUGACACAGCAAAUGGCUGGAUGAAAGUUGAUAUGCCUAACCAUGAUUGGAAUAAUAAUGAAACUCUAACAGUUUGUAGAACGAAUAUCUAUUUUGUUGACUUUUUAUCUACAAGGCAAGCAAGUAUCGGAACAAGAGAGUUUCCACACAAAAGAUUUACCAAAGUUUUUGUGGAAUAGUUCAACUUUUAUGAUGCAUACCCGAAUUCUACGAUAAGAAUCUUUGUUGCAGCUAAUACUGCAAAUAGAAUUCCAAUAAACUUCAAAAAUGAACCAAUCGUUAUUUUGAACAAGAGAUUUCAUGUUUCAACUUACAAUGAAUCAGUGACUUCAAGAGUAAUAAUCAUGCCAGUAAACCAAGGAUACAAUUUUUCUUAAAAAUUAAGUAAUAGUUUAAUAACUGAUGUCUAGAACUCAGUAAUGUAUGACUAUCCAAUAACAGCCAUCCGAGGUUCUAUUGAAUUAAUCAAAUUUGAUAUCUAGGUUGAUUUAACAACCGUUGAUGUGAAUUAGAAAUUCUUGAAUAUGGAUGAAGCUGACGGUAUGCUCCUUCAUGUUGCUGGCUCUCAACUUAGACUCUAAGGAAUAUUUUCCGAUGUCAAGAAUGCAAUAUCUGCUCGAAUUUACAAUAACACCUUUAUUCUUAGCUAAACCAAUUAUAUCCUUACUGUGAGACCCUCUUGUAUGGGGGACUUUGACUUUACUAGAACUGAGUUUUUUAUAUCCUCGAAUACAUUCACAAAUUCUCCGACUGUUACUGUAUCUUAUCAUCUAUUUUUCUACAAAGGUUUCUCAAAUGUGACCUAUCAUAAUAAUAGAUUAAUCAAUAUUAUUGGAAGGGGCUACUCUCAUUUCGCCGGUUAAUAUGUUGUUUGUCCAAAUCUUUUGCCAAACAAUACAAUUAUAAACUUCUUAGUUAUCAAUAACUAUUGGGAUAUGUCAAUUGGGAGAGAUGAUGCCAGAAUUGAUUUACAAGUACAAGAAACUAAUCCAAACAUUACUUUCUCAGUUAAGAUUUCCAAUAACACCUUCAUUAAGCUUUUCAGUAAUAACUACUUUAUCCUUGUAUAAAAUUACAACCCUUCCUCGUAUCUUGAAUUUAAUGGAAACUACUUCUAUGGAACAAGAAUUGAAGAUAUAGCCAUAACCUUUUAAACUGACACAGCUAUUUAUCUUUUUGAUAAUUAUGUUGACGACCUUUACAAUAGACUUCGUCAUUUCCUUUAUCUUGAUGGACCGUCAAAAGCUCAUUUUAAGAAUUUGACUAUCAGCAAUGCUUAUACUGGACUGGACUAUAAUGCCUACGCUCUAAUAUUGGCUGAUGUAGCAGAUGGUAAGGGUGUUCUUAUUUUCGAAAACUGUAACUUUACAAAUUGGAAUAUUCAAAUGCAUUAUGGAAUUAAUGUUGCAGUUAAAGUCAAAAGUCUUUAAAUAGUAAACACACUUUUCACAGGAGUCAAAAUGCUUCCUCUUUGGCAUAUCCUCAACAUCAAAGAAGCAUCAUAACUAGUUAUUGAGGAUGUGGUCUUUAAUAAUUAUAGUUUUCAAUCUCCCAAGAGUUCUAAUGGAUUUGCUAUUAAUGUUAUUAAUCUUGACAUCAGAAGUUCAUCUCCAGUUUCAAUAAUAAAGAAUGUUAUUGUUCAAAACAUGUCUACAAACUUUUUCUAACUUAUUAAUGCGCAUUCAGAUGAGAAUAGCAUUACAGGGUACCUAAAUUUCCAAAAUAUGACUAUCUAAAAUAACACUUUUGAUGCAGAAAUCUCCCUAUUUUAAUUUUCUGGAUUUUUACUCGAUAACGCAUUCUUUGAAAUAGAAAUCUCAGAUUCAAAGUUUAUGAACAAUAACUUUACUCUGUAUGGAAACCUUAUUUCAUUAAUGCAAAAUAUGAUUAGACCACUGACAAUAAGAAAUACCAGAUUUUACUAGAAUUAUGGAGCUAUGUUUGAUUUGUCCUCUGGUAAUAUUGCAUUGACUGCCUAUCCUACUUAACUUAAAGUAGAUAACUGUUCAUUCAUUUCAAAUACCCCAUUUUCUAAAGCUCUAAUAGUUGUUAAUGAGAAUUGCAAAUCUUUUAUUUAUAACUCCUACUUCCUUGAAAAUUAUUCUACCUCCAGAGGAUCUGUUAUUAUGGCUGAUUAUCAAGAGACCUAAAAUUACUUUGAAAAUUGCACUUUUGAAAAUAACUCGGCAUCAGUCGGUGGAGUCUUCUACACUCAAUUUGGAAGCAUGAUCGACUGUUUGAAUUGUACUGUUCAAAACAACUUUGGCCUAAAAGAUUCUCUUAUCUACUAGAAUAAACUAUUAAGUCUCUCAGAUUUUAUUGAUAACACUACUAAUGCAAUCAAGAUGAAUGUUCCAGAAUUAGGAUAUUUAACUAAGGAUUAUCUUAAUUAUCUUGCUUCAAAUGUUCUAUCUAUUCAAAAUUCAGUUCAGCUUGGUCUCAUUUAUGCCUUAAACAGCAUAAGUUCUAAUUUGAAAUUCUAAAAUCUGAUAAUUGACUCAUAAGAAAACAUAUUGUCAUCAUUUGAGGCCAGUAUUAUUGGUGGAAAUCUCACAAUCCAAAAUACCAUUGUCACUGAUACCCAAAACUUACUAGAGCUCACUUCAACAACAUUUAACAUGUCAGGACUUAAGCUAGUUAAUAUCUCAUGCAAUAGCAAUACAGCAGCCAAAGAUAAGUAUUUGAUGAGCGCAUUAUUGAGAUCAAACUUUUAUAUUGACAAACUAGAAAUCUAUAAUACUACUAAUCCAAUUGCUUUUAUGCUGAGUUCUUACCUUACUCUGACUAACUCAGUUAUUCAGGAUGUUCUCAUCACUAGUGAACUUUAUCAGCCUAUAUCUUUGACUGAUAGUACAGCAAAUUUCACAAAUGUUGUAGUAAAAAAUGUAAUUCUCAGCUCAGAUUCAAUGAUUCAUCUAUCAUUCAGCUAUUUGAAUGCAUCAGGCUUAGAUAUGACUGCUAUCAACUAAACGUUUAUUACAGCAUCUGAUUCAAAUCUAUAUGUCAAUAGUUCAAACUUCUUAAGAGAUACAACAAAAGACCCAUAUAAUUUGACUGAAGUGGAUCUGACAUCAAUUGAGUAUAUUAGAUCCUGCCUUGUUGUUGAAACAAGUGUUGUAUUAAUUCAAGACACAAAAAUGAAGGACUUCUUUACUACAGAUAACGGGGGAGCUAUUGCAUCGACUAAUUGCGAUAACGUUACUGUUGUUGGCUCAACUUUCUAAGGCAAUUAAGCAGCAAUGGGAGGAGGUCUUUAUUUGUAUUGUGAUGAAGACUAAAUAUGCAACUACUAAAUUAAUAACUCAACUUUCAUUGGAAAUAUUGGAGUAUAGAGAGGAGGAGCACUCCAUUAUAAUUAUUUUGCACCUAUUAUUGAUCUUGAUUCAAUCAACUUCACUGAUAAUAUUGCACCUUAUGGCCAGAAUAUUUCAGCUUAUCCCUACAAAUUAGUCGUUACUAAUGAUCAUGAUAUAAGACAACAAGUAUCUGGUCAAAUUAUUAUUAAUCCAGUUAUGAUUGAAGUUCAGGACUAUUACGGAAACGGAAAAGCUACUUUUGAUGAAGUUACUUUACUUAGUGAUCCAGGCAGGGAAAAUGAGCAUUUAAAAAUAGUCCUUCAAUAAUAUGACAAUACACUUAUAGGAACAGCCUACAGAAUAAAUAAUCCAGAUUCACUAAAUAGAGAAGCUUUACAAAAACAAAAGUGCAUUAAAUGUCCAAUUGGAAAAUUCUCACUCGAGCUCAAUACUUCUACUUGCAUGAACUGCCCACUGAAUGCUUAAUGCCCUGGAGGAAGUAUUAUUGAUGUUGAUUCUGGCUAUUGGAGAGCCAAGUUUUAAUCAAGUUAAAUUCAUGAAUGUCUUUUUUCUCCAGCUUGCAGAGGUGGAACUAAUUGGCUUGAUGAUAACAAUGUUACGUGGCCAACUAAAUGUGAUUCUGGUUAUGGUGGUAAUUUAUGCCACGCUUGCGUCCACCACGAUGGAACUAUGUAUACAAGAAGCAACAAGCAUGAAUGCUUGAAAUGUUCACCAAAUUAAACUUUAAAUAUUUUAAGACUCGUUGGUAUUGGACUUUGUCUUAUUCUUGCCCUUUCAAUCCUAAUCUUGCUCAAUUUAAGGAGAAGAGGAACAAACUAUUUGGCAGUGCUUACAAGAAUGAUGACAAACUACAUGCAAAUUAUAUCUUUUGCAGCAAGUUUCAAUCUUGGAUGGCCUGAGUCAUUGAAGAGACUUUAUGAUUCUAUCUCAAUUAUCAGUUAAUCAGCUGAUGCAGCCUUUUCACUUGAUUGCUUCUUCGACAAUGCUGGAGUUAAUGACAUGACUAAUAGAACCCCAACUUUCUUUAUAAAAGCCAUGAUCCUGUUGAUUUUGCCUGUUAUGGCUCUUAUCAUAAUCUUUAUGUUCUGGGGGCUGUUUUCUAUCUGUAGGAAAUAUGAUAAAGCAACUUUUACUAGAAACACUAUUGUCUCAAUCAUUGUGGUUAUCUUCUUGGCUCAUCCAACUUUAACUUCAAAUGCUUUCUCAAUGCUUAACUGCUAUGAAAUUGAAAGUGGAGAAUAGUGGCUUUAAGCCGAUCUUGAGAUAAAAUGUUGGAAUUCAACUCACACUAAAUGGUUCUUCUUCGUCGGUCUUCCAAUGCUUAUCGUAUGGGUCAUUGGUAUGCCAGUCUUAGCACUCAUACUUAUGUAUACUAACAGAAAGAGACUUGGUGAAGAUCUAUUUUUCAGCAGAUACAGAAUGCUCUAUCAAGGAUUAAAGAAAAAGCACUUCUAUUGGGAAAUAGUUAACACCUUCAGAAAGAUUUCUAUUGUUUCCAUUAAUGUGUUCUUGUCACUUUAUCCCGACUAUAUCAAAGCAAUUUAUGCUAUGCUCAUGUUGGCUAUCAUUUUCAAAAUGCAAGAAAUCCUUCAGCCAUAUGAAAUUCCAGUAUUCAAUUGGAUUGAGCAAAGAGAGCAGAUUGCUUCAAUUGUCACCUUUUAUGCUGGUCUCUAUUUUGUUAAAGCAGACGUAUCAGAAGCAUUCAAGUAUAUCAUUAUUAUCAUAGUCUUUUUCGUAAACGCUUGGUUCUUAGUGCUUUGGUCUUUUGUUGCAGUAAAUACCUUUAAAUGGCAAUUCACAAAGAAAAUUGCUGCUAUUCUAAGAAAGAUAAUUUGCAAAAAACUUAAGGAGGAGGACUUAAAACCAGUGGAUGAGGAUAGCAUUGGGUUCUCAGGUAACACUACACUAAACAAUACUAAGGGUAACUCUAUGAUUGUACCUAAGGGUAUUGCUGCUGAGGGAGAAUUUGAUGAACUAGAAAAAAUUCAAAAUUCUUAAAAGAAAGCAGAUGGCCCAGAUGGAGAUAAAUCUUAAAUUCUGGAUCAAAGCGACAUUCCUCUUAAGAAAAAUGACUAUACAAUGGAUUAGGAUGAGAAGACCAAAGACGAAGGUAUGAAGAAAACAAGAAAGAAGAGAAAGACUUAAAAGUCAUCAACAGACUCAAAUAACGUAAAAUCAAAUAAGUCAACAUCUUCUAAAGAUAAUCCAAUUAAAGGAUCAAUCAUUGAAGACAAGAGCUCCAAAAAAAGAGAAAUACUUUCUUCAUUCAGCGAGUUUUCUGACAAAAUUGAACAACAUCAACAGCAAUAAGAUCAGAAAACUUCAAAAGCAAAGACUCAGCAAAAAGUAAAGGAAAUUGCAUCUUCAGAUGAAGAAGUACAAUAGCCAAAGAAAGAAAAAUCGAAUAAAAAGAAAACUCCACCAAAGAAGGACAAAACACCUAAAGAGCAAGUGAUUGACGAUACUGAACAGAGAGUUUCAGACGAUAGCUCUUCUGUUUAAGAAAAGAAACCCGCUAAAAAGAAGAAGGUGGAGGAGAAGCCAAAGAAAAAGAAGAAGAAGGUUAUAGAAAGUGAUCAGGAUACCCAAGAAGAGGACUUAAAGAAUCAAACUAGAACUCAUGAUAAAAGAAUGCUAGAUGAGUCAGCAGACGAUAUCAACUUUUAAUCUACUAAAUAGGGCCUUAAAAUGCCUUAUAGCUCUUCUAUGUCAAAGAAGUACGACGAGAAAGAUAACACUAAAUCUCUUAAGGUCAAAGCUAAAUAGUUAUUGUAGAAGCCAGCACAAAAUUAAGAAGAAGUUGAUGGUAAUAGUAGUUCAUCAUUCUAGGUCGAAGAAAACAGAGUUUACACCAUUAAAAAGAAGAGUACAAAGCCAACUAAAGGCAAGAAAGAAAAGAAAGACAAGCAGGAUGAGAGAGCUACAAGCACAAUCAAAAGCAAUAUCAUUUAAAAUGAUGUUCAUGCAAUGUCUAUGUCUGAUGACUCUUUCGCCUAAGAUAUUAGAAAAUGA